AUGACUGGUAAGUCAUCUUCCAAUAAGGCUGAAAUUAGAGGCUACAUUAAAGCAUGUGUCAGACUAGGAAAAGACUCAAAGGAAAUUUUCAAAGAAUUAUGUGAUGUGUAUGGUAACAAGUUUCUCUGUGAACAUAUAACAUCCAAAUGUCAUGGUAACUACUACAUGAAUUCGAUGUGUGCCAACCGCACAGAGGUUAUUGCCAUCCAAAAACUACAGUAUGGUGCAAAAUCAUCUAGCGAAAACUGUCCCCUCCAGACAAAGCAGCAUAACAAUAAUACGUGUUGUUCAUAUGAAAAAGGCGACUGUUUAGAGGAUGUGACUGAUUAUACCAAUAAAUACUUAUAUUUUUCUCGCCUGUCUGGAUUAAAUAGUAUUUCUCAAAAUACAGCAACUCCUUGGACCAUUAUGAGAUGUGGAGGCACUUCCUCUAACUAUGUUCAGGUGGUGUUCAACUGUGUAAAAGAAUCAGAAAUCAAGAACUUCUGUAGCUAUCAGAAAAUGACCUCGACAAAUAAAGGCUUGUAUCUCCACAGGGAACGAUUCUUAAACAUUAGAAAUACCUGUGACUGUAUGAUCAAAUCACUGGAAAAUUCGACAAUCAACAUAUAUGCUGUUGAUGUGCGAUUGCAACCAAAGUACCCUAUUAAUCAAAAUCUAACCGGGGACUGUAUAAACGCAACGAAUAUGCUGAUAAUUAGCGACAACAACAAUGUGACGACCAUUGAAUGUCAAAUCGACACCAUCUAUGGCGAAUAUGCAAAACUUUAUUCUUCAACUGGAAAUUCUAUAAAUAUAUCAUAUUCUGAAGACGGGGAAGAACCUCAAAGUGUCUGGAUAUUCGUUGAUGUCAGCAAAGGGGAUUUUGAAAUUGAAUGCAAUCCACGACUCUUAACUACAACUCCAACAACACAAUCAACAACAACAGUGAAAUCCAAAAAUUCGCAUUCACAUGUGACGUCGUCUGGUAACCAAGGAAAUAGUUACAAAAAUCAAACUACAAAUUCGUCAGGACCAAAAACACCAUCUCCAGGUUCUAAAAAUUCUGAUUCUGACGUCAUCGAAACUGGACCCUCGGCGAGAGCAAGAGAGAGGGCCAUACAAAAUACGGCAAUUUACUGCGUCAUAGGGGUGGCCGCUAUAGCGGCCAUAUUGAUAAUCACGGCCGGGUUUCUCAUCCGUAGAGGUAGAAGAUCAGCAGAGCAACAAAGAAAAUAUAAAAAGGUACAGGAAUCAAGACUCAGUCAGUCUGAUUCCUCCAUUUUCAAACUGGAAAAAUUACCCAGGGAAACACCAACACAAUUUUCUGCAGGUUCAGAGGACCAGCUGUAUUGACGAACUCCUUAAUAUUAGAAGGAAAAUAUAUGACAUUGUACAGAUUCCUUAAUGCUAGAAGAGAAGGCUUUUUGUAACAUUUUAUGACAUUGUACAUUGAAUCCCUUUAUAUUAGAAGAGGGAACGCUUUCUGUACUAUAUGUCAUUACACAAUUUUAUCAUAAUAAGAGUAGAUAUGAAUUUGUAUUGAUAAAAUUGAUGUAAUGGAUAAGUUUGCAGAUAUUUUUUUUUACAUGCAUUUAAAAUUG
Messenger RNA from Saccostrea echinata, 1583 nucleotides. RefSeq lists its product as uncharacterized. The record is from RefSeq and is a predicted model, not a curated record. Lineage: Eukaryota; Metazoa; Mollusca; Bivalvia; Ostreida; Ostreidae. Bases 1 to 1335 code for a protein of 444 amino acids. The transcript has 7 exons.